Molecule: messenger RNA, 747 nt
Organism: Penicillium robsamsonii
Lineage: Eukaryota; Fungi; Ascomycota; Eurotiomycetes; Eurotiales; Aspergillaceae
Product: Frag1/DRAM/Sfk1 family protein
Exons: 5
Coding region: 1-747 (248 amino acids)
Cellular component (GO): plasma membrane
Source: RefSeq, a predicted model, not a curated record
AUGUGGAUCAUCUCGUUCUGGCUUUUCCCCGUGAUAUCCGGGUGCAUGUGGAUAGCUACCUUAGUAGCCAUGAUGUCAACCUGGGCAGCAGAAGGAAAACCAAGAUAUAUCACCAUGGAUGAUGGGCUCACCAUUCCUUACAUUUCCCAUAUCGGAGCCGAAGGGCUCAAACCGCUGUUCAUUGCCGGCAGUGCAGUAACAGUCGUGUUUAUGGAUCUCGGUCUCCUCUCUGAGCGUUGGCUCCGCCAUGCCGGCCAACUUGCCCCAAACAAAGGGCGGUUCGACAAGACCUGUGCUGUUGGAUCGAUUCUUUUCUCCAUUGCCGGGGCUGUAGGUCUCAUUCUUCUGUCCAUCUUCGACACGAAGAAUCAUCACAGCCUCCACAACGGGUUUCUGGGCAUGUUCAUAGGGUGCUACGUGGUUUGCGCCCUCCUGGUGUGUCUGGAAUACAUCCAAAUCGGCCGAUUCUACCAUCCACGAGCCCGUAUCUUAAUAUUCAGCUUCGCCAUCAAAGCUCUUUUCGUCAUCUGCGAACUUGCUGUCGCGAUUGCAUUUGGCGUAUGCAUGAAAAAGGGAAAUAAGCAGAAUGCAGCAGCUAUUUUGGAAUGGGUUGCCGCCUAUAUUUUCGCUUUAUUUGUACUUUCUUUUAUCAUUGAUCUGCUACCGUCCGUUCGCACUAAGAAACGAGUUCCUCAGGGUGAAAAGUAUACUCGACCAGGUGUGGAGGAUCGCCCAAUUGACUUUUAG